UGUCCUCAGGUCAGCUGUGCCUCUGUAGUAGCAGCAGAGUGAACGCUCCCUUCUUGACAUCACCUGUAGCCUUGGCACUCGGCACACACUCCAAAACUUUCCAGACUCUCCAGGCUCCAGAACCAGCACCAUGACGGGCAUCGCCAACACUCUGCAGCACCUCCGGGAGAAGAACCGGGGCAUCGGAACCAACAGCCAGACGGUGAAGUACCUGAACCAGGACUUCGAGUCUCUGCGGCAGCGCUGCCUCGACACCGGCAGUCUGUUCCAGGACGACACGUUUCCGGCACUGCCCUCCUCUCUGGGCUUUAAAGAACUGGGCCCGAACUCCCACAAGGUCCGCGGGCUGUCCUGGGAGAGACCGACGGAGUUGACCCUGACCCGAGUUCAUCGUGUCUGGAGCCCCAGGACCGACAUCUGUCAGGGCGCUCUAGGUGACUGCUGGCUGCUCGCCGCCAUCGCCUCUCUGACCCUGAACGAAGAACUUCUGGCUCGAGUCGUCCCACAUGGACAGAAUUUCAAUGACGGAGAGUACACCGGCAUCUUCCACUUCCAGUUCUGGCAGUUUGGUGAGUGGGUGGACGUGGUGAUCGACGACCGUCUGCCGGUCAGAGAUGGAGAGCUGCUGUUCGUCCACUCAGCGGAGGGGAGAGAGUUCUGGAGCGCCCUGCUGGAGAAGGCCUACGCCAAGUUGAACGGCUGUUACGAGGCUUUGUCUGGAGGAUCGACCACGGAGGGUUUUGAGGAUUUCACCGGAGGAAUCGCUGAAGUUCACGAGCUAAGCCGACCCGAUCCGAACCUGUUCCACAUCAUCCAGAAGGCUCAGAGUCGAGGAGCACUGAUGGGCUGCUCCAUCGAUAUCACAAGCUCGGCUGACUCCGAGGCGGUGACUUAUCAGAAGCUGGUGAAAGGCCACGCCUAUUCUGUGACAGGUACAGCUGAGGUGGAGUACCGUGGCAACAUGGUGAAGUUGAUUCGGAUCAGGAACCCCUGGGGUCAGGUGGAGUGGACCGGAGCCUGGAGUGACAACUCCAUGGAGUGGCGUCACAUCAGCGACGAGGACAGAGAGCGUCUGAGUCAUCGUUCCGAGGACGGAGAGUUCUGGAUGUCCUUCUCUGACUUCCUGCGUCAUUACUCUCGCUUAGAGAUCUGCAACCUGACGCCGGACGCCCUGAGCGACGACUCGAUCUCUAAGUGGGCUCUGUCCAAGUUCGAUGGCACCUGGAGGCGAGGCUCAACGGCCGGCGGCUGCAGGAACUACCCCAACUCGUUUUGGACCAACCCUCAGUUUGUGAUCCGGCUGGACGAGGAGGAUGAUGACCCGGAUGACGGCGAGGCCGGCUGCAGCCUCGUGGUCGGGCUGAUCCAGAAGAACCGCAGACGCAUGAGGAAGCUGGGAGAAGAUAUGCACACGGUGGGAUUUGCCAUCUACGAGGUUCCUGAUGAGUACCGUGGUCAGAGGAACGUCCACCUGAACAGGAACUUCUUCCUGCGUCACGCCUCGGCUGCUCGCUCUGAAACAUUCAUCAACCUGCGAGAAGUCUGCAGCCGCUUCAGCCUGCCUCCCGGAGAGUACCUGAUCGUCCCGUCCACCUUCGAACCGCACAAGAACGGAGACUUCUGUGUCCGAGUGUUCACCGAGAAACAGGCCGACUUCCAAGAGCUGGACGACCCUGUGGAGUCCAGAGUGGAGAAGAUCGAGAUCGAUGAAGACGACGUGGACGAUCGCUUUAGAAGUCUGUUUGGACAGCUGGCAGGAGAGGAUUGUGAAAUUUCGGCCUUCGAGUUGCAGAAGAUCCUCAACAAGGUGGUGACCAAACGCUCUGACAUCCAGACGAGCGGCUUCAGCCUCACCACGUGUCGUAACAUGGUCAACCUGCUGGACAAAGACGGCAGCGGGAAACUCGGACUGCUGGAGUUCAAAGUGCUCUGGACCAAAAUCGAGAACUUCCUGAACGUUUACCGUAAGAAGGACGUGGAUAAUUCAGGGACGAUGAGCUCCACAGAGAUGAGGACGGCUGUGGAGGAAGCAGGUUUCAGUCUCAACAACCCGCUCCAUCAGGUUCUGGUGGCCCGUUACAGUGAAGCAGAUCUCACCAUCGACUUCGACAACUUUGUGGGCUGUUUGGUUCGUCUGGAGACCAUGUUCAACACAUUCUACACUUUGGACACAAACAAUUCAGGAACCAUCGAGCUCAACAUCAUGGAGUGGCUGAACGUUUCUCUGCUCUAAAGGACCAACACAUCCCUGAUCCAGAUCCAGAUCCAGGUCCUAGAACUGGACAGUUAAACUCAGGACAGACAAAUCUUCUACAUUUGGUUAAUUGAGUUUGGUUUAUAUUGUAAUCAUGGGGGAGAUGUCAAAACCAGGUCAUGAUAAGAACUGGGUCAGAUCAUGGCCGUGUUCUGUGUUUAUUUGUGAUGAACCUCUCAGACCAUCCAUACAUAUACACAUUAUUACUGGUCCAUGUAGGGGAGGUUACUGUGUUCUGAUUGGUCCGUUGGUUACUGUUGUCACACCUGUCUUAAUAAAAAGAAGUUGGGA
This is a messenger RNA of Larimichthys crocea (large yellow croaker), 2545 nucleotides long. RefSeq names its product calpain 2, (m/II) large subunit, like (gene capn2l). Gene Ontology annotation, biological process: proteolysis. Lineage: Eukaryota; Metazoa; Chordata; Actinopteri; Sciaenidae. Gene Ontology annotation, cellular component: cytoplasm. Gene Ontology annotation, molecular function: calcium ion binding; calcium-dependent cysteine-type endopeptidase activity. The coding region runs from base 131 to 2233 and encodes 700 amino acids. The transcript has 21 exons. The record is from RefSeq and is a predicted model, not a curated record.